AUGAUAGAUGGAGAUGGAGGUCCACAUUGGAAAUUUGCCCAUUUUAGAUGUUUCGGAGACAAAGGGGAUAUAGAAGAUAUUACAGAAGCGGAUAUCAUUAGCACAGUCGAAUUUGAUCACACUGGAGAUUAUCUUGCAACAGGCGACAAAGGUGGCAGAGUUGUUUUAUUUGAAAGAAAUCGUACAAAAAAGAAUUGUGAAUACCGAUUUUAUACUGAAUUUCAAUCCCAUGAACCUGAAUUUGAUUAUCUAAAAUCAUUAGAAAUUGAGGAGAAAAUCAACAAAAUAAAAUGGUGUAAACGGCAAAAUGCCGCACAUUUUCUAUUAUCUACAAAUGACAAAACUAUAAAAUUAUGGAAAAUAUUCGAAAAAUCUCUUAAAGUUGUAGCAGAAAACAAUCUUUCUGAUGGUCUUCAUUCUUCUUCAUAUAUUACAUCGCCUGAAUUACUUAAAUUACCACGAAUGAGUCAUCAUGAUACAAUUAUUGCAUCAGUUCCAAAAAAAAUAUACUCAAAUGCGCAUGCUUAUCAUAUAAAUUCAAUUAGCAUAAGCUCUGAUGGGGAAACAUAUAUCAGUGCGGACGAUUUGAGGAUAAAUUUAUGGAACUUAAAUAUAGCAGAUCAAUCAUUUAAUAUUGUUGAUAUUAAACCGGUGAAUAUGGAAGAACUUACAGAAGUUAUUACUUCAGCUGAAUUUCAUCCUUUACAUUGUAAUCAAUUUAUGCUUAGUAGUAGUAAAGGUACAAUUAAGCUUGUUGAUAUGCGUCAAUCUGCUCUUUGUGACCAACAUGCUAAAAUCUUUGAGGAACAAGAAGAUCCUGCAUCAAAAUCUUUUUUUUCUGAAAUUAUUUCGUCAAUUUCUAAUGUUAGGUUUUCACAUGAUGGAAAAUACAUUCUUUCCAGAGACUACCUUACUCUUAAGAUCUGGGAUAUAGCAAUGGAAAAACAUCCUAUUAAAGUAAUAAAUAUGCAUGAUGGACUUAGAUCGAAAUUAUGCGACUUAUAUGAAAACGAUUGUAUUUUCGAUAAAUUUGAAUGCAUUUUCUCUGGAGAUGGAAAGAAUGUUUUAUCUGGAAGUUACAAUAACACUUUAAUGAUUUAUCCUACUGAUACAUCUGAUACAUGUUCUAAUAGAGAAAUUAUUUUACAAGCUGACAGAUCUGCUUUUAAAGCGAAAAAGGCUGGAGGAAAUAAAAAACUAUGUACAAAAGGAAUAUAUCCAGGCUUACGAGAAAACGGAGGAGUCGAUCUAAUUGAUGUUGAUAAGAUAGAUUUUAAUAAAAAGAUUUUACACUCUAGUUGGCAUCCAAAUGAAGAUUCUAUUGCUGUUGCAGCAACUAAUAAUGUAAGUUUUAUAUUUUUUUUACAAUUAACACAAUUAUAG
Pneumocystis jirovecii RU7 is the source of this 1383-nucleotide messenger RNA. RefSeq names its product protein phosphatase PP2A regulatory subunit B. The coding region runs from base 1 to 1383 and encodes 460 amino acids. Gene Ontology annotation, cellular component: protein phosphatase type 2A complex; cytosol. Gene Ontology annotation, molecular function: protein binding; protein phosphatase regulator activity. The record is from RefSeq and is a predicted model, not a curated record. Lineage: Eukaryota; Fungi; Ascomycota; Pneumocystomycetes; Pneumocystales; Pneumocystaceae. The transcript has 7 exons. Gene Ontology annotation, biological process: peptidyl-serine dephosphorylation.